Molecule: messenger RNA, 1876 nt
Organism: Jatropha curcas
Lineage: Eukaryota; Viridiplantae; Streptophyta; Magnoliopsida; Malpighiales; Euphorbiaceae
Source: RefSeq, a predicted model, not a curated record
AUGAGCGGUGGCACUGUUGGUGCUACGCUCGUGGUCGACAGCCUGAAUGCAAAAUCGAGGGAAGGGGCGAAGGUCAAACUUAGCUUGAAAGAUUGCAACAUUUUGGUACCUUACACUGAAAAGAAAUGGCUUUUUGUAGAGAACCAAACAUGGGAUGUUUGUAAGAUACGCACUGAUUUUUGCAACAGUGCCAGGUCCUUUGCUACCUCAUUUCAGGCCAAGGCAAAGAAGGAAGAGAAGGAAAAUGGUGGGCGGCGCUUAAAUGAGCAAAUCAAAGCUCAGUUUGUUAGGCUGGUAAAAGAUGAAGGGCAUAUGGUUAUCCCAUUACGUGAAGCACUAGCACAAGCAAGGAGCCUCAAACUUGAUUUGGUUGAGGUUCAAAGAGGGGUUGAUCCACCUGUCUGUAAAAUCAUGGACUUCGACAGAGAGAAGUAUAAACAAUAUUUGAAGGAGAAGGACCGUGCUAAAAGCAAGCCAGAGUUGACAAUAAGAAAAGGAGAUGUCAAAGAAGUGAGAUUUUCUGAGAAAACUGAACAAAAGGACUUACAGAAUAAAGCAGAUGCAGUCAUAAGACUAAUGCAGCGUGGUUAUCGAGUGAAGUGUAUGGUCACAAGUUCAGUAAAGAAACGUUCUGGUGGAGCCUUGAAAAAGGGUUCAGGGGAUAAAGAUCUAACUGAAGAGGAAAUAGCCGAGCAGAGAAAACAAGAAGAAGAAGAAAGGGAGAAAAUGAAGGCAUUGCUAUCUCGUCUCACUGCUUUGAUCGAAGAUGAAUGUUAUAUGGAGACUGGACUUAUGGUGAGGAAACAACAAGCAUAUGUGAUUGUUAGGCAUAUAAAGUUUGGGCCAUCAAAGAAAGGUAGCACCAAAAAGGUGAUGGAUGUUGACAAGGUUGCUGCUGCAAAGCCAACUGAUGAAGAUGACCUACCAUAUAAAAAGCUUGGGGAUGAUAAAACUGCAUGGUCAGUUGUUGAUUCAGAUGAUGAGUCUGAUAGAAUAUUUGAUCUCAGUGAUGAUGCAAAGAAGCUUAAUAUAAAUUGUGCAGAAGAGGAGAUAAUGAAAGGUCCACCAGAAGCAGAUUCCUCACAUACAAACUUUUACAUUCCUAACUUAUCGCAUCCUAGACCACCACAUGGUUCUAAACAAACAGACAGACCUCUAUCCUCACCUCAGACCUUUGCGGCUGAAAACCGGUACAAAAGAAGUGAACCAAUGGAGCAGUUCUCUCCUAGUAUAAGGGACAAUAGGCUGGGCCCAGAUAAGACAGGUUCAUUCAGUUUUGAACCGCGACUAUCACGUCGAAGUGAGAACUCUCAAUCACAGAAAAAUACCACUCCAUCGAUGGGUGUAAGGGAUCCAAUUCGGACAGAUUCUUCCUCUUCGAGAAACAUAAAGCUUCCUCCAGCUGAAAUGCUUAAACAAGACUCAAAUUUGCCUGAUGCUGCUGCUACCCGAAGAUCUAGUUAUGGAAUAUUUAGCUCUACAAAAGCAACCACUCCUGAAAAACAAGGUCUAGCAGCAGAAGAUUACAAAAGUUCAAAAUCUGAUGGUAGCCGAAGAACGGGCGAUGAUGGUAACAGUGGACAAGGGAAAUGGGGAAUAUUCAGUAAUAAUACCCCCCAGGCGAAUUCAAAUCGGGUAUCCAAGUAACACUAAGGUGCAGAGAGAGAUUAUUUUCUGUUAGAUUUAUAUUGCAUAGUAACCUCUGAACGUAGGGCUGCAGAAUAUAUAUAUUUUUUAUAUAUUUGAAGGAGCCAUUAUUUAUUACUUUGCAGCAGGAAAUACUGCAAAUACUGCUCAUAAUAUCUGAGAUCAUCACCGAGGAAUUUUGUUAUCUAAAUUCUUAAUAAGCUCCAUUAGAGGAUAUUCUUUUCCAGCC